CUGACCCUCAUCACCCUGCACCAGGCCAAGGGCCUCGAGUUCCCCGUGGUCAUGAUGGCCGGCAUGGAGGAGGGACUGCUCCCCCACAGCCGUUCCAUGGACACGCUGGCUGAGGUCGAAGAGGAGCGCCGCCUGUGCUACGUGGGCAUGACCCGCGCCAAGGAGCGGCUCUACCUCCUCCGCUCCUUCCGACGCCGCUACCCCAUCGACAGCGGCGUCACCCUGCCCUCCCGCUUCUUGGAAGAGUUGCCGGAGGAUGUGCUGGCUUCGCCCGCGCUGGAUCGUCCGCCGGGAUCUCGCGCCGACUUCCCACGGCCUCAACCCGUCCCGGUCCUCGCGCAACGCCGACGUCGGCAUCGGCGGCUCCUACGGACAGGCCCGCCGCGCUUCCCGCACUCGCCUGGGCGAUGGCGCGGAACCGGUUGUGACGCCACCCGCGGACGCCUCCGCGGCAACAUCAUGAGCGCCUGA
Messenger RNA from Geodia barretti, 471 nucleotides. The record is from the annotation of a GenBank genome assembly. Lineage: Eukaryota; Metazoa; Porifera; Demospongiae; Tetractinellida; Geodiidae.